Messenger RNA from Helicoverpa zea (corn earworm), 961 nucleotides. RefSeq names its product leukocyte receptor cluster member 1 homolog. The coding region runs from base 94 to 954 and encodes 286 amino acids. The transcript is spliced from 2 exons. Lineage: Eukaryota; Metazoa; Arthropoda; Insecta; Lepidoptera; Noctuidae. The record is from RefSeq and is a predicted model, not a curated record.
GACAUAGCUGACGCGCGAGAUAGUUGUCAAACUCGCUUGUGUCAUUGUCACAGGAAUUGUUUGCCCGUGCACAUUUAUUAUUAUUUGGGUAAAAUGAAUAUUCUUCCAAAGAAAAGAUGGCACGUCAGAACAAAGGAAAAUAUAGCCAGAGUACGCAAAGAUGAGGCUGAAGCUGCAGAAAAAGAAAAACAGGAAAAAUUAAGGGUUGAAAGAGCAGACAGAGAAGCACGGCUACAAGUGUUGAAACAAAAAAGUAGACAAAAGUUACAAGAAUUUGGCAUUGACGAUGAACCAAAAUCUAAGAAAGAAGAAACUACUGAACAUAUUAACUUAUUCACAAAUCUUGAAGAUGCUAUAAAAACCACAAAUAAAGAUCAUGAUAAUGAUGUAAAGGAAAAAAAGGAAGAGUAUGAGAAAAAAAUUGGUUACUUAACUUAUCUCGGUCAGGAUACAAAUGAGGCCCUGGGCAAAAAGAAUUGGUAUGAGGUGCCACCAGAGACAGCUAGAGGCUCCAGGUCUACUGAUAUAAAAGACACUUAUGACAAGUUGGUAUUGAAAGAUGCGGAUGGCAAACCCAAAAUAAAAGAGUCAGAUGAAAAAAAUGGAGAAAUUGGCUGGAAGAAGAAACAAAUGCUUGAUCCCAUGAAUGCAUUCAAACAUCUUCAUGAUUAUUCUUAUAAAGACAAAAAGAAAACAGUGACAAAAGAUGUUACCGAAAAGAGAAGUAAACAUAAAAAGAAAGAGAAAAAACAUAAAAAAGAAGACAAAGAUGCAAAAUUGCAGAAACUAAGAGAGGCUCGUCUAAAACGUGAACAGCAAGAAAGACAUAGAACAGAGUUGUUUCUUAAAGGACUUCAUAAUCCUUCUAAACCAGAAACUGUACAAGAUACUGGAAUUAAGCCAAAAUAUAAUUCACAAUUUAAUCCAGAAUUAGCACGACAAAAUUAUAGAUAAUUAUAUU